GUGCAGGCGUACAGAAUUUUCUAUUUAGUCUGUGGUGUACAUCGUAUACGAGUGCAUGUUUUUCGUAGACCACUUGAUAUUGUUAUUCGCUUUUGUUAUUUCUAUUGUAUAUAAACGUGUCUUUCGUGCAAAGAUUCUUGAAUUCUGAAAAUAUUUAUUUUAAACAAUGAAACCGUUCUUCUGUUGUUAAUUUAAACUCUUGUUUUCGCGCGUUAGUGUAGUGAAGUACAUACAAAAUGAGUGCCAAGAAAGGAAACGAAACCAAACUCCAUGAGGAUGAAAACACAGACUCUGGCUUUUUAUCUGGAGAACAGCUGUUCUCUAGCGAAUUAGAAAGUGGAGCAAAUUUAGAUAGUGAUAGUAAAAAUUUGCAUAGCGCAAGUGUAGAUCCUGCUGAUGUGAAUCCUGAUAGUGGUGUUGUGUGUUUAUCAGAAAAUUUGUCUUUAUUGGACUUGGAUACGCCUACUGAACCGCCACGGGUGGUGGAACCCAGAAAUGCAGAUAUUGCGAUCUUAAAUGUUCUGUUUCAACAAGAUGAGGAUGGGGAUUCACAAUUACACAUAGCCGCAGUCCAUGGUUGCCAGAAAUCAGUCAGCACGCUCAUCAACUUGUGCCCCGACAAAUCAUGGCUCGAUAUGCCCAACGAAUACGGCCAUACACCUCUUCAUCUGGCCGCUAUGAGUGGCCACGAAGUCAUAACGAGGAUGCUAGUUGUCGCCGGAGCUUCAAUAGCAGCCAGGGACCGAAGAGGUCAAACUCCGAUACACAUUGCUGCAGAAAUGAGCCAUGUGGAAUGUCUGAAGGCGCUUCUGGCACCGGUCAAAGAACACCCUAUGAGAAAAAUGGCUGCGAUAUUAAACCAGAAGAAUUAUAAUGGUCAAACGUGCGUUCACACAGCCGCCAACACAGGUCACAUCAAGACUUUACAGACGCUAGUAUACUACGGUGCCGAUAUAAACAUGAGGGAGGGCCUCGCCGGUUCAACGGCGUUGCACAUCGCGGCGCGUCGGGGCGACGUCCCGCUAGUGCAGUACCUCCUGGGACAGUGUCCCGGCGUCGAGAGGAGUCCCAGGGACUGGGCCGGGCGGACCCCGCGCCGGAUCGCGAGGAGGAACAGCGCCGCGCGCGCAUUCGCUGCAUUCAAAGAUGACAGCGACUCGGAAUCUGAUGAGGACGAUGAUUCAUACGACAGCGACAACGACAGCCUAUUCGAAAAACUCCGUGACACUCUGAACCCGAUCAAUGUGGCCUGAGAACGCGCCAAAACAGAACAUCUAGAAGAAUCCACCAUAUAGAAACUGAUUGAAAUAUUAGGGUAUCUUUUGUUGUCGUUCCUACUGCCAUAACAUUAUAGCGCGAUAAUAUUUAGAAAGUUACAGUUUGGCAAAAAUUAUUUAUUAUGGCAACAUCUUAAGUGUGAGUGUUGCUAUGUUAAUGUCAAACCAUUUUGAAGUUGCAAUUGUUUUGUUUUUGGAAAAAAUAAUUUAAAAAAAAAUUUUUAUUUACAAUUUUUGCUGAAAUGUGAAUAUCAGCAAUUUUUUGUACGUUAAUCGUAGCAUAUGUGCCUAAUAUCAUUGUAAAUUUUAAAUGAUUUCACCCCCAAAUUGUAAAAAAUAUUUCAGAUUUGUUGUUUUUCAUAUAAGACGGGUUUUCAAUAAUUUAUAAUGUUUCCUUAAUUUUAUUCUAUGUAUUAGAGAAACAUACUCAUUAUUUUUUUCUUGUAAAAUAAAUUAAUUUAAAGGUGUGAUUGAACAUUAACCGUAUUUGUAUAUGUAGUUAUAUUUAUGGAACUGGUAAUUUUUGUUCUGCAAUAAAAUAUUCAUUGUGGUGCGUUGUUAAGGUAUUUAAGAUUCAUGUUAAUAAACGCGAUUAUAGUAUGUUCUAUUAUGAGGCCAAAUUAUGAUGUUUUACUAUUCCGUAUUUAAACCAGGGGCCCGAUUCUCACGCAAACGAAAGUUGAAAUAUCUUUAUUUGCGCGGAUUUGGCGCGGUUGAUACAUGAGAAAAAAAAUAUCAAUGUUCCUAAUUUUUUUUGUGAUUUUCGAACAUGAUAUUUUUUCGACGGAUUAAAAAUAGCAGCCGAAACCUUUUUUUUUUCAUAAUACAGCCAGUACUUAAAUCGAUUGGAACUUCAUGACGUCUUUACUAAAAAGUCCAAUAAAGAUUAAUCAUGUUAUUAUUUUGAAUCAUUUAAAAGUUGUUGUGAGAGAUAACCUAUUGGUCAACAGAAAUUAUUAUUACUCAAAAUUAUUAUUACUCUUUGUAUUAAUAUUAUAUAAUAUAUUUUAAGGUUUGAUAAAAAACUAUCUUCCACUUUCUUGUUCUAUUUUUUUUUUAAAUUUGGUAUUUUCUCUUGCUACAACCAUUUUUUGUAUAUAUAUUUUAUUAUAAUUAUUAAUAUUUUAUUUUAUAAUGAAAGCUAUGUUAAAAUAGACAUAUUUUAUAAGUAUAUAUAUAUGAGAGCGAAGCUCUUUGGAAUUAAAGGCGCAAUGAUUUGUUUCUUUCAAAUGUUAGUUUUUGUCUUCAUAAAAAUGUGAAUAAUAUAUUAAGUUGAUAUAUUAUUUUAUAUUUAAUCCAGAAAUAUUUGUGUGAAGAUUUUUUGUUUUCAAAUAUGAAGCAAAAGCUACCAACUAACUUUUCUGGUCUUGUUCUGACUUUCUCUGGAAAGUAGUAAUCAAGACUAGAGCAGAAAUUAAGCCACUUAUUUUAAAUGCAAUUAAAAUUCAGAGAUGUGAGGAAAGUUUUAGGAAAAAAUUUCAACAUUCGCUCAUUUGACCCGAUGCGAUACUUGCCGUUCGUUAUAAAAACCUCUUUACUUUAUUAUAAUGAAAGAAAUGAAAUACUUAUGUAGUUAUUAUAUUUGUCGAUGAAUGCAUAACUGCUUGAGCAUCAAAAACAUUACAGCUAAUUUACGUUGUGGCCAAAAAUAUAUGUAUUUUUAACCUAACCUUCAUUGGUUGACAAAUUUUACUGAUAAUCUUAUUUUUAGUAUUUUUUAUUUAUUUAUCUACAUCAUGGAAAAAAUACAACUGUUGUAGAAAGUAUAGUGGAAAGAUCGGGAAUAAACACUCCAGAAGACAGGAGAACAGAGAAGAGAAAUAAUCAAAUGAAAAGGACUAUAUUUUUGAAAAGAAAUAAAAAUCUGAUAUUUUUCGCUCACCAAACAAGUCAUGGCAACCGUUGCUAUGGCAUACAUGUGCAUAUGUAUGCCAGCUGGCUUUGCCUGUUAAUAUUUAUAUAACUACAAAGAAUACCAUUUCUACAACUAUUAACUAUGUACUUUUUCUUCUUUUCCCUUGCUUACUCUAUAGUUGCAUAUGAUACUUUAUACAAAAUAUCUAAACAUUUUUGCCGAAGUGUCAUUAAAUAUUUCGGGUCUCGUUCCAAAAUAAAUACAAUGCCAUUUUCGACUUUUGAAACUGAAUAUGUUUAUUAUGUAUAAAUAAUUAU
Messenger RNA from Amyelois transitella, 3449 nucleotides. It is a transcript of the gene cact, whose product is annotated as NF-kappa-B inhibitor cactus. NCBI's taxonomy places the organism in Eukaryota, Metazoa, Arthropoda, Insecta, Lepidoptera, Pyralidae. Gene Ontology annotation, molecular function: protein binding. The coding region runs from base 237 to 1253 and encodes 338 amino acids. The record is from RefSeq and is a predicted model, not a curated record. The transcript is spliced from 5 exons.